AUGGUGGCUUGUCUCAGUGGGCUGGACGAGUGGCUGGCAGCCGCAAAACUCCACGGAGACACUACAUUUGAAGAGCCGAAUGUUCCCCACUCAUGUCGAGCCCAGAAGUCAAAUUCGUCACAGAUAUAUUUGGUACUUCUUGUUUGGGACCCAUCUCAGGAUAAGGCAAACCAGAGAUGCUGUUGUUGGGCGCGUAGAGCGGUUUCGGCAUCCGUUUCAGUGAGACAAGGCAUACUUUUUUUUCCUCAAGUUACUAGGCGGUUUUCAUCCGAGGUUGAAGAAUCGUCGGAAAAACAAACCCCCAGAAACCAUCUUAUCAAGAUCGAGUGGCUGCCGGUUGUCUCACCUCUUCCGCUUCCCCUUUUGCCUUUCCCCUUCCUAUUUCUGCUUUUGGUGUCUCGUGCACCCAAGCGAGGUGGCGAAUCUCGUGAAUUUCUGCGCGAGAGCAGCCCAUCCUGGUAUUUAUUAUCCGACAACUCACCCAAAUCCCCGUUCUUCCUGUUCGUCUUAAAUUACCACCUUGCACCUCACGAUGCUUUUGCCGCCCUAUCGACAGCCUUUCCAGACGAGAACGAUCUUUCCUCUACUGAAUGUCUGGCCCACUGGCUAGCCUGUAAGAAUACCUCAUCAAACUACACCCGACUAUAUGUAUUGUUAUACUCUCACUUGGCUCUGUUCUGUUUAUUGCUUUUCCCUCCUGAUGCAUGCGGUCCUUUGUUCUCCAAUAUGUUAAUACGAUUAUCCUCGUGCUCUUCCAAAAGAAUGUACCGCGGGAUAUCUCCGUUGCGCUCCGCCAGCCGUACCACUGUUCCAGACUUUGAUGGAAUAAGGUUCUCCCCUGCGAACUCUACCAGACAUCUUGAUAUAACCUACCAUUCUCCACAAACAUCAUACGAAGACAUUUCCGUUCCCGGCACGCUGGCUACAAGUUACAACGUUGUUUCUGUCCUAUCAUCUUUAUCAGUCCUCAUCUCAUCGUUGGUUUCAGGAAAGGACCAUUCUCCCUCCUCCAAUGAUCCGGGAGGAAAAACCAGAGGUCAAGUGAUCCGCUACUCUGAAAAGGCAUUCUAUCGCGGGAGUCAAAGAUUCCAAUCACUAAUUCUUACUGCACCUCCCCACUUACCUGAGAACAUGAAUAGGAUAGAGUACGAUGUAAAUCUGUAUGCCAAACUACGUAUGUCAUCUUCAACUAGUGGUGAGUUACAAGUGAGAAUUUUCUUAACAAUCACAACCUCUAUAGAAUCUCCAAUGUCGUUUCCCUUAUCUUCAAGUACACGUAGGAAACUGGCAUGCCGAGGCCAAUCUUUGCACGUAGAUGGUCGCAUAGCCGCUAUCGCGGAGAAGCUUCGCACUGAAGCUAAUAUCGUGGAGCCAAAACUCGCUCUCAUACAUGAGGGGGUGAAUGAGCUGAAAAUGGCGAACAAGGCGCUCGAGGAAAAGAAUAUCAAGCUUGAGAUCGAUGUGGCGGGAAAGACGACGUUAAUCAUUCAGCUUGAGGACGCUCUUCACAAAAUCAAGAUUCGUGCGAGAGAGGCUGAAAAGGGGAAAUAUUUGACUAAGAAGAAGGUAGCAGAGUUGGCAUCCUGGGUGCAAGAAGCUAAUCUUGAGAAGUUUAGGCUCGAAGAGGAAUUCGAGAAAGCCCUUGCGCAGGAACGAGCAGGCAGCCAGAAAAUUGAGCAUGGCUUGGAAGCUAGGUUCGACUAUGUGGACUGGGAGAGGGCUGAGAAUGCGAACAGGUUUCCGGAUGUUGGAGAGCAAGAUCAAAAGGAUGAAGGAGUUUCUGGGAUAAGCUACCAAAGUAGUUGGGUGGCUGAGAGCCUCGUGAGGCCAUAUGACAGCAUGACACAUUCUAACUGGCAUAAUAAUUUCCGAUUUGCAAGUGGGACGUACAGUUUAGGGCUGCAUCUGAACCGUCCCAACAAUAAGACAAACCAUUUUCACUCACUUUCUGGAUCACCCCCUAAGAUACUUGCGCACCAAACGGAAAGGAACCGAAUCUUCUCACCCCUUACCUUACCAUAUUUCGUGAGACACAAAAAUCAUCCAAGGUAUUGUCUUAAAACAAAAUCUAAGGUCGUCCCCAUGCACACCAACCCCUUAUCUCCCUUAUCCUACCAUGACCCUCACUCGUUCCAUUCUCUCACCGCACAAACGGCCGCGUUAAACUCCACCUCAACAACUUCUCCACCUUAA
This is a messenger RNA of Lindgomyces ingoldianus, 2193 nucleotides long. RefSeq lists its product as uncharacterized. NCBI's taxonomy places the organism in Eukaryota, Fungi, Ascomycota, Dothideomycetes, Pleosporales, Lindgomycetaceae. The record is from RefSeq and is a predicted model, not a curated record. The transcript is spliced from 16 exons. Bases 1 to 2193 code for a protein of 730 amino acids.